This is a messenger RNA of Linum trigynum, 7572 nucleotides long. The record is from the annotation of a GenBank genome assembly. Lineage: Eukaryota; Viridiplantae; Streptophyta; Magnoliopsida; Malpighiales; Linaceae.
CUCAGCCUCUAAUUCGUCAAAUUAAAAAUUUCCAAUGACAAAAACUUGAGUUGUCACCUCUACUCCCUUCUCUCUAUCCAUGUCCUAGCUCUAGGCAAACCCAAAACUCUUUACUUAGUCUCUUUGCCCUACUCUCUUUGUCGAAUAAACAAUCAAAUCUAAUUUAUAUAUUUAAUCAUUAAUUACAAAGGCAAUUAAUUUUUUAUUCGAUAAUACCUAUUGAGAUACCCAAAUACUGGUUGAGAUACCGAAAUAUUUAGAGAUUGUGAUUUGGAUUGAUAUUAAAACGUAAUUUGAUAUUCAGAAUUUCAGUAUUUGGUAUUGGGAUACCGAUAUCCACCCCUAACCAACACAUCACAAUGCUCUUCUCAAACUCAAGGCCUCAACAAUAACCAGACCGGAUUUGGGUAAGCCAUUCCACAACCCAAUCCGAGUCCCGACCCACGUCUCACCCGACAUUUCUUGGGUAAUUAUCAUAAAUAGUCACAAAACUAUUCACUUUGUACAAAACGGUCACAAACCUUUAAAUUUGCACGUUUCAGUAACAUAUGUUUCAACUAAUAACAAAAAGGUAAUUCCGUCAAUCUCCAUCCAAAAUUCUAUUAGUUUGGUCCAGUCAACUGUCCAGUCAGCAUCCACAUCAUCAAAAUAAUUAUUAAAAAUAAAAUAAAAUCAAUUAAACCCUAAGGGCCUGUUUACUUUCAUUUCUGUUUCCUGUUUUUGAGAAAACAGAUGUUGAAAACAGGUGAAAAACAACAUUUUGUCGUUUACCGAAAACAGCAGGAAGUUGCCACUUUCUGUUUUCAUAGUUGGAAACGAAUAGAAAACAGAAUGAAAAGUAAACAAGUUUUCUCAUUUCGGUUGCCAAAUUUAUCGCAUGAAAACAGAAAACAGGAAACGAAAAUGGAAGUGAACAGAGUCUAACAAACUCAAUCCAAUCCAACCCAUUCCUUCUAUCUCCUUCCCUCUUCGCCACCAUCUCUGCACUGCCUUCUCAGCUUCCACUCAAAUUUAUCAACAGAAUAAAAUUAAUCAAGUCACCCGAUCCCGUACGACUGCACACGAUUUCCCCAAUUUGAGCCCCCUCUUCCGUACGGACUCCAAAAACUGCGCGUGGCCGACGGCGAGCGCGCUGGCUGCGAGUUGCUCCUUGGUAGUGAAAAUCGGGUAGCCGGUGCCAAUGUAGACUUUGUCGGAGAUUAUGUUGUUGGGAUCGGUCAGGUCGACGGUGAUUUCAUGGGUGGUUGAGUGGUUGACUCGGGCGAUGAUGAAGGCUCGUCGCGACGAAGGACCGGCGGAGUGGUGGUGUAGAUAGGAGAGGACGGCGAAUUUGGGUGGGUCCUUGAGGCCGAUGGAGGUGUGGUUGGAGUAGUGUGCACGGACGGCGGUUUGGACGGUAGUGAACUCGGCCGACGUUAGUGGGUCGAGUGGGUGAGAUGAAAGGGAAAUGCCGAAAUGGAGAUGGUGGAGAGGAAGAAGAAAAGGAAGGUAGGGAGUUUUGACAUGAUUAGUGGAAGCUGAGAAGGCGGUGCAGAGAUGGUGACGGAGAGGGAAGGAGAUAGAAGGAAUGGAUUGGGCUUGCAGCAACGUGACGCGAAAUACGGAAGCUCCCAGAAGCAGGAGCGGGGCAUCAUCUUCUUCUCACGCUUAAACCCUAAACCCUUCCACUCGUUUCACUGCUCUAUCUGCCUCUCCUCCUGUAAAAUAAUCGGAAUGGCACUAACUCGACAUCUGAGGAAAAUCCUUCCAUCAUCUCCUAAAUCCCUACCUUUCUCCCAACAAGUUCUCGAACAAUGCCACCGCCCACAAAACCCCAAUUCGAUUCUCGCUGGACUAAUUCAAUCCAACGCAUUGGGCAUCUCGCGAACCUCCCACACCAGAACUUAUAUGUCCGAAAUGCGCAAAUCCGCCUUCCAGGACAAAAUGCUCAGGCUUCUGAGGAACGAGAUUCAGUACGAGCUCGAUCACUUCCCCCCAAAGCAGCCUGUAACCAGUUUUGGCCCGUUCAUCCUGGUUGACAAACCAGGGGAGCAAUGGAUUAGGCUGAAGAGGACAUUUUCUGCAGAUGAAGAUAUCAAAGUUGAAGCAAGCAUGUUUGAUGCUGCUAUACCGGCUCCAAAAUCAAGUGGUGUUGACUCGAAAGAAAAUGUUCAACUUCACAUCACUAUGGUUGUCAAUAUAUCUAAGCCUGGUGAUGAUGAUGUUCUAGAGAUAAUGUGCUCUGCCUGGCCAGAUACCAUUGAAAUUACAAAAGUCUUCAUACGGAGCACGAAGAAUAUGCCAGCAAAGCCUUAUGUUGGUCCUGAUUUCAAGGAAUUGGAUGAUGAGCUUCAAGACUCGCUUUACGAGUUCUUGGAGGCAAGGGGCAUCGGCGAUGAGAUUGCAGUUUUCUUGCAUGAAUAUGUGAAGAACAAAGGUAAAACAGAAUACAUCAGGUGGAUGGAUACUGUGAAGUCAUACAUGGAGAAGUCCUAGAGCCGAUCAAUCCUUAGUAGGUCUAUAGAGUUGGUUCGGUUGCAGAUUUUGCUUUUGUUUUCGCUGUCCAAUCGCGUGACUUUGUACUAUUGAAUCAACUGCUCUUUGUGAGUUUCCUGCUAUUUGUUUUGAGGAGUCUAGCUCCAACAUUCAAAUUCGAGCCAUUGGUAUAGCACUGCCGAAGUAAAUAUGAGCAGUAACAGUUAAACCACAGCAUUGCAUGUAUUCAAUCAGCUGUAUGAAUAUAUGACUCUUGAGAAAGACUACAAUUUUUGGGUUUCUUUUGAUGCAACUGAGCAGUCACAGACAAACCCUUUUUGAAUUUGCAUGCGUUCGGGGUUGAUGUAAUGUUUUUAUUUAAGCUGGAAGUCAAUUCUGGAGAUGCUGAAUCAGAAGUGACAGGAAGCAGAUUUUUACUGUUUGUAUGAUCAUCCGUGUGUUAGCAUUGUUUGAAAAGCAGGGGACUGUUUAGAAGUUGAAAUUGUAAUGACCAAGUUAGGGGUGGAUGCAUUAUUGUUGGCAUUUUGUAUGGUCUCACGUCUCAGUGUUGAACUGAGCUCUCACCUCACCCGGCCUGCCUUUGAUGUCAACAAUACUAUGGUGUUGACAACCAACCAAAGGGCCACUGCCAAAAUGUCAAGCUGUUUCUGACCUUAUCAGCAAGCAAUUGCUCUUGUUUGUAUCAAAAUGAACAUUGACAUAUCAUCGUCAUCUUGAAGUAUCUGCGGAUGCAAGACAAAUAUUUGGUCUUGAAGAUCUGCCACAGAUCUUAUGUAUCAAUAAAAUAAUUAAGGCAGUGCAUGAUUUCUUUGGCCUUUUGCACUCUUACUCAUUCCAAUUUUCUAAUUGUGCCUCUUUUCUAAGAUGAGGAAGCUUCGUCCGAACAUGUAGUAGGACCGGACGGAUACUUUCGAAUUUAAUACAAGUUCCUUAAGGAAUUGGUUUGAACUAAACCAUGGCAGGCAGCUAAUCUAACUCCAAACAUAAACUAACCAAGGACUAAAAUACAGUACCGGAGGUCGUACCGGAAAAGUCUUCGGUAAGGUAUUUUAUGCUAAAACCGUGGUUUAACCAUAAUUCAACCGUAAUAUCCUGCUAAAUACCGCCUACCGAUUUUGCUUCCGGUAUAAGAGUUUUCUUGUCGAAUUGUCGUACGGUACAGUAUUUUAAUCAUUGAAACUAACACCAAACAUAAUCUAACUGCACUACGCCAUAUUUGUACGGUUAAAAGUGGAAGGCCAAAACAAUGCAUGUCAAAGCAAACAGAGUCGUGUAUGGACUUGUCCUUUAUUCACGCCUUGAGCUCAGAGGAACGACUUCACAUAGAUGUGAUACACUAGGGAUAGUCAAAUGAUUACCUUGGUAAAUACCAAACCAGACAAGUCUAAAUUCUAUUAAUCAUGAAAUACAAUAUUAUAAUCAAACCGUCCAAACUAAUAUAACAAUCAAAUUAAACAUACUAAAGUUUAUUUGGUUUGGUUAAUUGAUUAACCAAAAUAAAAAAUAACAUCAAAUUAUCAUUAACUGAGAAGAAUUUCCGGUUAGUGCAUCAAUUUGCAAUUUAUAUAAUGAAUAACACAUAACAAUCAAUGCAUAAUUAUAGUUAACCCUUAACAUAAAUACAUGUAACAAAUGCAAUUAUCUUACAUUUGACUCUUGAGUAGUUAUAUAAAGUAUUAAGUAUGUGUAUAGAAUAUAUAUUAGAUAUAUGACUAAUUACUUAACUGGUUAAUUUAAUUUGAUUAGUUAGAAGUGUCUGAAACAAAUCAAAACCACCAAAACCAAACAAGUUAAAAAAUUUAACCAAACCAAACUAAUUAUUCAUAUUAAACAAAUCAAAUUAUCCAAAACUACUGGUUAAAAUGAUUUCAACGAAAACUACUCCGUUUGAACACCCGUCGAUACACCCACCGAUCCUGAGUGCCCGUUUGUGAUUGAGAAUGGCAAAGCAAUAACGAGAAUUAGCAAAAACAUGUGAUUUAGAGGGAAUGGGGGGAUUCGAUUGAUAAUUGUAUACAUAUAUAACUAAUGAAAAAGUGUUACUAUUUACUAGAAAAAACAACUUAAUACCAUAUCGAUUAAUUUCAAAAAGUGGUUAUGAUUAAGAAGACUAAAUUAAUCAUGUUAUGAUAGAAACCCUGUUGAUCCAAGGCGUCUAGGGUAGGGUUACGAAAUUGGGGAUAGAUCGAUAAUUAGGGAUUUGAUAGAAUAGGAUUAGAUUGGGAAGAAUUAGGGAUUUAUGAUAGAUUUAGGGAGUGGGAUGGAGAAUUUGGGGAAGAAGAAGAAAAAAAUAAGAAUCGGCCGAAGCCAUGGAUUAGGGGAGAAGAGAAAUUAGGAGAAAGAGAGAGCUUAGGGUUUGGGGAGAUAAUCUUCUAUUGAUUUCUGCUUAUUCUGAUGAAAGACUCAAAGUACAUAUAUAUAGCCAAAUACCGGAAUAAACCUGAUAAAUAACCUAAUACGACUCGAAUACUACUAGUACUAACUAUAAUAAUAAAUAACCUACCAUAAUUAAUAAUAGAAACCCGAUAAAAACGUGCUUCUGUCAUGUUAAUACCAGUUAUGUACAUAGCUUAGCAAGCCAAACCAUGUUAACUAGUUCCAAGGGCAUGUUUCGUUGUGGGUAAUAUACUCAUGCGAGGUACCUCAUCGUAUACCCUCUCGCCGACGUCCUCUCAUUAUGACAUCACCAUAGGGGUUGGUGACAUCACCCUGGCUACUUGUCAAGUGAAGUCUUCAAGCGGUCAAGGUGUCAAGUUGUUUACAUGGAAGGAAUGGUGUUGGGGAUUCAAGCAAAGCUACAUCAAGCACUAGACAGUACAGUGGCAGUUACAGAUGAUCGUGUUAUAAAUAGAAAAACCGAAGAUGAAGCAAGAGCCCGUAACAAAUACUUGAUACCACAUGUCAAACUUUAUCUUUUAUUUUGAAUUGUAAUUAUGGUCAUAAUUUUAAGUAACCAGAGCUCUCACUGAAUCUUCUAAGAAGCAAGAGUAACUUAACGUAGUUUAAUUUAAUCGCAAAGUCAUAAAAAUAUCAAACAUCCUUGUUCAAAUAUUGUUUGAAUAGGCAUGAACCGCGUGUAGAAUCAUUGUCCAAAGAAGUCGAAAGUGCAUUCGUUGAUGUUCAAACAAAAAUUUUAUCGCCGGAGAAUGGUUAUACGUCUUAUAAAAAGUAAAUGCUUAAUUAACAAACACUUGAUACCUCAUCGUGCUUGAUGCGCAUCCACUAAGCACGAUGUCAAACAUGACGUCGUACAAGGGGGAUCAACAUAGACACCGUUAAACAUCAAGGUAUGUGAGACAAAUGUGGUCACCACUGUCAGAAAGUUGAGAGAACAUAACUACUCGGCUAUGCAGUAAGCUCAUUCACAUAGAAAGAGAAGAACCAUAUACAUAUGGGUCCGGAUCUGGUCAGCAACCAAAGUUUUAAUGAUCUUGCAUAACUUUUUUCUUCAUUAAAUUUAAUAAGCUAUAUAUCUUUUAUUUCAAUUUAAAAUUUAAUUUUUGCACAUAAAAAAGAUUAAUCUUGCUUUUCAAAAUAACAUGCACUUUGAUAUAUUUUGGAACAAAACAAUUGAAACAUAUAAUAUGACUCUAUACCGUGACGCCAAUGUUUGGUAGUACAGGAGAUUAUACCAUGGUGGUAUGAAGUGUACUAUUGUGGUAUGAAUACGAGAUAGUGUAUAAUAAUUAUAUACAUUAUAGUAUGGAUAUACUAACUACCAUCUACCACCUUUUACUACGGUCUACCAUAAUUUUCCCACCUUGUACGAGGGUGGUACAAGUUGUUAUAUUUGGCCCUAAAUUUUUUCUAGAAAUAUAUCAAAUUCUAUAGAUCACAAUGAAUCUAUUCCUUACUGGUAAAUAUAUUCAAAAUUUUAAUUAAAAACAAAGGUGGUACAUAGUGGACCAAGUCUUAUCAAGUGGUACAAAAAUAUUUUCCUCAAUGUACAUUUGUUUGCUGUGGAAACUUCGAAUUGUUAAUUUGAUUAAUUGCACCUCUAACUUCGGGAAGCCAAUACAAAACUUUCUCGAUUUACAUCUCUUCAAACAAUGUUGAAACGAGGGUGUUUGAGUUUUUUGAAUUAUGUCAAAUUAGCCUACUCCUACAGAAAAUGAAUAUAUUACAAUCAAACCCUUUAUAAUUCGGCUUGUUUUAAAAGCUCCAUCUGCCGACCCUUGCAGUUCAAACAACCAGAAAAGCUAGCCUUUAGUCUCCUACUGCGAAGAAGACUGAUGACAGACAGCAACCAAACCCCAGUUCCAUUUCCAAUAUGUCUCUAUCAAAAUGGUCUAUAAAUAUAUGUAUGUUGCACAGUGUUUCUUAAACAAGAGGCAAAAUACCAUACAGGGACUUGCCAAUAUUUUUAUAUUUGCCAAAUAGGGCAAAGAUAAUGGCCUUCUAACACUGAACAAAGUGGAUGGAGGACCAACUGAAUUGAUCAUGAGCCUAGGCGCUUCAAAAGUCAUGCCUUGGGUGACACUCCUGUCACCUUUGAAAACCUCCCCCACCAUGCACCAUCAAUUGGAUUAGUGUAACACUUAGGAGGGUGAUUAACAGCCAUAAUUUGUGAACUGCUCCAAGUAGUGCUGUCAGUUUGGUUUAGUUUAUUGUCAAAAACCGGUUGAUCCAAAUCACUCGAAGCGAUAGUACAUACCAUACUCGUCCACAAGUUGAUAUGAAUUACUCGUGAUUCACUCGGUUUCUGGGACAUAAUCAUUAUGUAUAGGGCUGGGAAACGGUGUGGUCUGGUCCAGACCAGACCAUAUAUACGGUCAAUGGUCCAGACUGAGAGGUUGAACUAUAGACCAUGCACAAACCAGACCACAGACUAUACGGUGCGGUUCAGACCACGCCUGUGCGGUCUGGUUUGGUUUGGUCUGGUCCAGAUAAACCACACUCAACGAAAAAUGAACAAUUUGUUUUGUCAACCACACAAUAAAUUUAACCAAUAACGAAGAAAAAUAAUUGUUAUUUGCCUUAAAACAUUAAUCAUAACAUGCAUGAUAAUUUUAAUACCCAAAAUCUUAGUACAUAACAAAGAUAUAAAGUAAAAGUAUCACAACUUGCAUAAUAACGUCAUAAACAUUAACAUAAUGU